AUGGACUCUUGCGAGUUUACUUACAUCGGUCGAAGUGAUUCACAACCAAAACAUGCGUUGGGUAUUGAACGUUCAUGGGAUGAACUCAAAGCUGAGUUUGGCCGCAGUGGACCUGGGCUUCCUGGCGCAAUUUACUUUAAAACAAUCAGUGUCGAAGGACCUACACUCUUUGCUGUUGUAGAUGGUAAUACGGUACUGUACCAUGAGCAUGACAAAUGGUAUCAUUACAUAACAGCGAAAGAUGUCAAGUUUGGUAUGUUGAAUACGGAUGAACGCAAUCCAGCGCGAGCAACAAUUGACAAGAAUUAUUUGGAUGAUAAGAAAUGGUCUGUUACUUAUAACACCUAA
Messenger RNA from Adineta ricciae, 348 nucleotides. The record is from the annotation of a GenBank genome assembly. NCBI's taxonomy places the organism in Eukaryota, Metazoa, Rotifera, Eurotatoria, Adinetida, Adinetidae.